This is a messenger RNA of Dovyalis caffra, 591 nucleotides long. The record is from the annotation of a GenBank genome assembly. Lineage: Eukaryota; Viridiplantae; Streptophyta; Magnoliopsida; Malpighiales; Salicaceae.
AUGUACGAUUGCACAAGCGUUAGCAACAAGGAUGCAAGCAAGGAGAUUGAUUUGGAGGCGGGAAAUGGAGAGACUUUGUACCCGGGUUUGAGUCUUGGAGAGAACCGAUUACGAUGGGGCUUGAUUCGCAAAGGUUAUGGCAUCUUGGCUGCUCGGCUUGUCCUCACCACGAUCGUCUCCGCUGUUACGGUUCUUUAUACUCCCAUGACCGAUCUCCUCGAGGCGGUUUUGGGUUCGUUUUGCUUCUAUCAAUUUUGCCCUUUAUUUAAACACCCCGUGAAUCCGAUCAUUCUUGGCCUCUUCAUGGUUUCGUCGAGCCUCUUGGUUGGAGCAAGCUAUGCUAAUAUAGAAGUUUAUGGUGGAAUUAGUGCUUUGAUUUUCUGUGGAUAUAUUGUUUAUGACACCGACCACUCGAUUAAGCGCUUCUCUUAUGAUGAGUAUAUUUUGGCCUCUGUUGCUCUCUAUUUGGACAUUCCGAACCUCUUUCUUUCCAUUCUGCAUGUGCUCGAGUCGGAGAAACAAUUAGUUGUACGAGCAUACUCUCUUCGACCGGAGUUAGCAUGCAAUUAUAUCUUUGAUAAUACUCGAUAA